AUGGCAAAAGGUGGUGACGUAAAGCCGGAGAAGAUCACGUUUGGUGGGCAGGGAAAAGAACCUGGAAAAUUCCGGAUAAAAGGCUACGGAUUCGGAGUUGCCGUGUCUGCUGACAAUGAGAUAUUUGUGACUGAUCGUGACAACAAACGAGUCCAGGUCUUCAGCAUGAAUGGGACCUACCUCCGCCUCUUUCCAACCGUUGUGCCGGGUGAAAGUAUGGCGAUGUUUCCUUUUAGUGUUACUUUGGACGUGGGGCCUGGCUACCUGUGGGUACUGGGGAGGGGGCAUUACGAAAAAUGGUGGUCCAAAGUUGGCUAUGAAGGACAUGUUGUACAGUACAGUAAGAACGGACAGCCCAUUAAAAAGUUUGACGUAAGCCUCUGGUCUGUCUUCCAUCACGUCAUUGCGAUGGACGUGCGCAACAAUAAAGUUAUCGUGGGAGACGGAUCUAGAAUUACUAUGUUUGAUCCAAACGGUUCGAGUUCAAAAGUGCGUACGGAUCACGGGAUCGGAGGAGUCAUUUCGGAUAAGGAGGGAAAUAUCCUGCUGACGAAUGGGGAUGAAACCGUCCUGAAGUACACUCAAUCCGGAGUAAAGAUAUUUCAAUUUGGCACAUAUGGAAAGGCUAAGGGCCAACUGGAUUCUCCUCAAGGUAUUUGUCUGGACUCCUCUGGUCACAUCAUCGUGGCAAAUCGUGAAAACCACCGGGUAGACAUGUUCACAUCCACUGGCGAGUUUGUCCGCACUAUCGUGGAAAUUAAAGGCCCGUGGGGUGUCGCUAUGGGACCAUGUAGAGAGUUGGUGGUGACUAGCUCAUAUACCGAAACUGUAACUAUCAUUCCUCGCCACAUGGUGCAUCCUUAA
Messenger RNA from Branchiostoma belcheri (Belcher's lancelet), 864 nucleotides. Its product is annotated as RING finger protein nhl-1-like. NCBI's taxonomy places the organism in Eukaryota, Metazoa, Chordata, Leptocardii, Amphioxiformes, Branchiostomatidae. Gene Ontology annotation, biological process: negative regulation of translation; protein polyubiquitination; proteasome-mediated ubiquitin-dependent protein catabolic process. Gene Ontology annotation, molecular function: protein binding; translation repressor activity; ubiquitin protein ligase activity. The coding region runs from base 1 to 864 and encodes 287 amino acids. The transcript has a single exon. The record is from RefSeq and is a predicted model, not a curated record.